UUGACAUUUUAUUCCAUUCUGAAAUCAAAUAUAAAAAAUUUUAAGAUUUGCAAUUGUGUUAAUAAUGGUAAGAUUUGCAAUUUUGUUAAUAAUGGAAGGAAGUUGUGAAUAAUAAUGAACAAAAAAGGAAACACUCUCUGAAAACGUUUACAAGGCUGUAAUAUGUUGUUCUACACAAAAAGCUGUUUAACAUACUUUUUGCAACAUGCCAGAUGUCAUAACGAUGAGUUAUUUCUGGAUGGUUCUCUUGUAUAAUGCUUGAUAUGCCUAUGUGGCGAUCUGAGACAAAUUUGGAAAUUGGGACAUCUAUCAGUAAAGUCUCUAGACAGAGUUUGAAUCCAUAUAAUUCCAUAGCACUGCCGUUACCAGCUUGAUUUCUCUGAAACUUAAAUUAUGCACAAAGUAUUUAAAUUGGCUUUUCUGUAUUACCUCAGGAAGUAUAAUAUCACAGGUUUUUUUAGAUGGUUUGAUGUAGAUACUCGUGUAUUGCAUGCCUGAAUCGCCUGUUUCAUAUGUUGUAUAUAAAAAUGAAUCGCCAGCUAGAACAGCAGGAUCGCUUUGGUCUUUUAAUGCCUUAAGGAAACCAGCCAGAUAAACUUUCCAGUGAAUAUAUAUAUAGCUGGAAAUGAUUUUUCCUUUGAAAAGAAACUUGUAUAUCAACUAUUGGUUGUCAAUUCAUAACUUUUGUGUACUGAAACUUCCAUAAGAAACUUUUGUUAUAUAAUCAAGAAAAUAUUCAAACUCUCAAGCCUUUUUUGUUUGCAACUCUGCUUUCCUGGCCUACAUAUAUGCCCUCGUUGUAAUUUUGUGUGAUCCACUUAACAUUUUGCCUGAAACUUAUAGUUAAAAAUGAACCCUAUACUGUAGCACAUUUCUACAAGGAUGACGUUUUUAGUCAUAAAAUAAAGAGAGACUACUACUUAACCAGUUUUUUUGGUUCAAAAUAUAACAAAAUCAAUUUCCAAGUAGGGAAAUUAACUCAUUUUAGAUUCAACAGAAUUAGCUUCAAAUAGCAAAUUUGAUUAAUAUUUUGACAUUUUUACCUAUUGAUGUUUGAAGAAAGUUAUAAACGAGAUUGUGCAAAGAUUGGUGUGAUUGAAGACCUGUCUGACUUUUGAGAUUGAGCCCCAAGCUAACAAUGUUGACAUACAGAGCAGGAAGUUGCCGGCAGGUAUGUUAGUUCCAGUCAUUUUCGGUUGACUUCUCCAAAGAUCUUCUUUCAGACAUGCUGGGUUAAUACAGUGGCUCCUAACAAUCAGCAUUGUUCCACAUUUAGUUGCUUUAAUGUUACGGUUGUCACUCUUGCAGAAAUAACUUGAAGAGCAACAAGAUUUGCACCAAAAAUGAGAUUAAUUUUGGUUCUGUCCGGAGGUUUCCAUCUGUAGCUAAGAACCUGUGUUUCAGAAUGAAGAAAAUUUUAAACUUAUGCACAACUAAACUUGACUUAACAAUUUGAGAGAUAUGUUUUCUUUGCUAAUUAUCUGCAAAAUUGCAUAGAAUAGUAAUUUAUAGUAAUUUUAAUGCAUAGAAUUUAAAACAAGAGACACUGCAAUGUGCAGAUAAUAAACAACAAUGAAACACAAGUGGUUUAAAGAUAGCUAAUAUUUUACCUCAGCAAAAGUAAUGGCAUAGUUAUGUCUGCAACAACAUAACCAGAUUUUAAAUGGGUGGGUAGUCUACAAUCAUAUUUAACAUGUAAAAAGUACUAGUGCAUUUACCUAGAAGCCUCUUCUGUGUCACUUUCUAAAUUGGUUUCUGUGUCUGCGUGAUCCUCACAGUCAAAUCAUGCUCCUCCAAUGAUUCAUCAUCACUUUCCUCAGAACUAUCUGCUUUAUUUUGGAAGAUCAUCAGAUGCAAUUUUUGAAAAAUCGCUCUUUUUAGGUGACUUCUUUGUUUUUGAGGUGUUUCCAUCCUUGCGCCGGGCAACAAUUAUCUAGGCAUCAUGAUAUAUUCAAUGCUUUCAGGCAUUAUUGUGGCACUGUUUGACAAAAUGAAGAGGAACAUUGAAUUUGCACACAUUUCUUUUCGCUAUUUGAAUGCAUAAACUGCCCCAGCAAACUACACUCUGUUCAAUUGCAAACAAUCUUUUGGUGGUAAAUUACAAAUGUAUACUGAAGCUUUUCGUCUGACAGAACUAAUAAUUGCAUAAGGACCUUGGAGUACUCCAGGCUUGUCUUUAGCGUGCAUUUGGCCUGAGGUUUACAUGGAAUGCACCCAGGGCUUGGCUAUAUGCACUAUUGUCCACCAAAAACCACUAGAGCCUAAACAGCCUUUUAAAGAAUGUUUCUUGCUAUAUUUUGUACGCAAUUCUUCAUGCACAAAAACGAUGAAAACUGACAAUGCAAUGAAACAAUAGCUUCAACCAAAAUUCUUGGCGAAGUAUCCACAACAGCUGGUUGUGACCGGUUGGCACUCUAUUUUUAUAAGAAUACUAUACAUUAAUUCCAGCAUCGAUUUUCUUAGGGAAUUUUCGUUUUGAACCUUAUUAUAUUUAUAAAGUAUUCUAAUUUUUUUCAAAUCUGAAUGUUUUUAGGGGAACAUUGCCUGCUCUUUAAGAAAAACCACCAUAUGUCAGUUCUGAAAUUCCCUGUUAUGAACACAGCAAAACAGGCAACUGCCUAACAAUGAAACAAAAAUGUGCGACCGGAGGUUGAGCAAUAUUAUAAUAUUGUUAGAAAAUGGAUUAUUAUGAAUCUGAAUAUUCUUUUAUAUAUAUAGUGUUCACAUAUGUAUGUCUUUAAGAAACUAAAAUGCCAGUACUGAUUGUUUUUAGAUACUUAGGAUUUUAGAUAUUGGGUAUGGUGUACACAUGAAUUUCUUAUGGGUUCUUAAAGACUUCAAAACAAUAUUCUUGUCUACUUCCUGUGUCCUCAUAAAUGUUUAGAAACAAAGUUUUUUAACCUUUCCUUUGUUUGGACAUAAUAAUAUAAUGCAGUACUUCUAGUCAAGAGUAAUAUGAUACAAGAAACAGGUGAAAACAAAGUAAAAUUUUACUAGAAGGCUCCUUCGUUAAGGUAGCCAGCUACAGUCAUUUUGCUGGGAACAUAAUAUUUUUCAAAAAAAAAUUUUUUUCAAUAGUCUGCUUCUUUAAAUAUUAAAGAACCCUUUCGAGAAAUAUUUUUGUAAUAUAUGAAGUUUUUGGGGGUAAAACCCUUGCAUUCCGUGGAGGAAUAAACAUCAAUAUCCUUAGCAACAAUGUUUUUCCGUUGCUAGGCAUAUAAAUCUUUAUUUUACCCCAGGAUUGUCUGUCGCUUCCUUACAAUUUCAAGUGCCCUUAUGAAUUGGAGGUUUUCCAUAUACGAGGUUUUCCAAAGACAGGCUUGAAGUAGCUAAAUCUGUCCUAGUUUAUCACUUUUUUAUACCUGUUCUCCACGAAAGCUUAAUUGUGGUGUUUCUCAGGCGUUGUGAUAAAUUCGAAGAUAUCGAAAAGAAAAAUGAAGACUCGUGUGAUUGCUAGGAGAAAGGCAAAGAAGAGAAAGGUUUGCAACGUAGAUAUUUUCAGAGAUAAAUCAAGAACUGAUGAUGCAAACGAUAGAACUGAGGCUAGGCCCGGACCUUCCCAUCAAACGGAAUGCGAAACAGAGAUUGUAGAAGGACAAUGUUCUAGCCCAAAACAACACAAAAAUAUAUUCAAAAGAGUGGAAAAUGUUUCUAAGAAGAAACUUCUCAAUUCAUAUUUCAUGAAAAUGAGUCCAAUAAAGAAAAGCCGUUUGACUAGAAAACGGGCCGCAGAAAUUGGAUCGCAAAGUCAGGAAAAACUGAGAUGGCAAAAGGUUACUCUCUUAUGUCUUUAAACAAUCUCAAUGAAUGCAUUCAAAGUGCUGCUAUUUGUAACAAUUGUAAGAGCCCCAAAAGCAGACUUUCUUUGCUGGAAGUUAAAGCAGAAAGAAAAGGGUUAGCACAGAAGCUUGUCAUCCAGUGCAACCUAUGCUCAAGCAAGUCUAACUUUUCUACCAGCUCAAAGAGUGGAGCUCAUGAGCCUUUUGAGGUCAAUGUAAGGUCCGCACAUGGCACAUCAUCUCAAGGGCUUGGUCAUGCUGGACUAACAAGACUUUGUGCUUCUUUAGACCUACCAAAGCCCAUACAUCAUAAGCCUUAUGAUAAAAUUAUCAGGGAUCUUUCUGGCAAUGCCCAGAGAUUAGCUGAAAGAAAAAUGAUGGAUGCAGCAGCUAAGCUUGUGCAAAUAACAAAGGAGGAGGACCCAUCAAAUAUUGAAGAGUCUUCAGAGGGCCAAAUUAUUGCCAAUGUAGCUGUCACUGUUGAUGGUACUUGGCAACGAAGAGGAGUUGUCUUUAUUUUAUCAGUGAGAACAGGAGAGGUUCUUGAUUAUGAAGUCAGAACAAAAUAUUGCCAAGAAUGUGUUUAUCACGAGAAGGAUAAUAAAAAUGGCAAGUUUUAUCAAGACUGGUUGGCUAGCCAUACCAGUAAGUGCUGCAUAAAUCACCAAGGCUCUUCUGAUAGCAUGGAGACAGCAAGUGCAGUGGAUAUGUAUCUGCGCUCAAUAGAAACAAGGUCCUUAAAAUAUGGCACUUUUGUUGGUGAUGGUGACACAGACUGUUUUGGAAAUGUAAAGGAGGAAUGCUACAAGAAAUAUGGUGACCAGUAUAUUGUAACCAAAGAAGAAUGUGUAGGGCAUAUUCAAAAGAGACUUGGCACAGCUCUUCGCACGUAUAAAGUAACAAUGAAGGGCAAAAAGUUAAAAGAUGGAAAAACAGUUGGUGGAAAAGGUCGCCUGACUGACAAAGUCAUUGAUAGAAUGCAGAAUUUUUUUGGCCAAGCAAUAAGAAAUAAUUCUGGCUUGAAAGAAAGCAUGAAGAAGGAAAUUUUGGCCAUUCUGAAGCAUAUGGUAAAAGAUGACACUCUUUCUCUUGACCAGCAGCAUGAAAAUUGCCCAAAAGAUUCAUCAAGUUGGUGCAAAUUCUGGAGUCAAAGGGAAUGUUAUGAUAAUGAUAAAAGACUACCAUCUGCAUUCUAUGAAGAAUUGAAGCCAAUUUUCCACAGAUUGUCUGCUGAUGCAUUGCUGGACAGAUGUUUGCUUGGUUUAACACAAAAUCAAAACGAAUCCAUAAAUGGCAUUCUUUGGAGCAAAUGUCCCAAACGAAAGUUUUGUGGGAGGCAGAUAUUGCUGCUAGCUGUCUGUGAAACAGUUUGCGAAUUCAAUACUGGAGCAGCUUCUCUGGAGGAAAUCUUGAAUGAGUCAAAGAUUAAAUCAACAUCCAAUUCCUUAAUUAUAUUGAGGGACAUGGAUUCAAAAAGGCUGAAAAAUGCUGCAAAAAAAGUUUCAUCAAAGGCCCGACUACAGCGAAGAAAACUAAGAGCAAAGAGAAAAGGUGCUGUUGAGAAGGCAACAAGCUACAUUUCUGGUGCAUUUGGUCUUCACAAAACACCAGAAUUAGAUCUGCAUAAAGGAUUUGAAAUUAUUUAUCAGCAAAGUGAGACUGUUGAGCCUGAGAUAAAAUUUAUUGACGAGAAAAAUAUUUUGUUAGUUAAAGUAGAGACAUUACAGUAACAUUACAGUAGCGACCCCCCAUCUUGUUUUUGCCAAACAAUUAGACAAUAAAAUUCAUUUAUUAAAGUCUUAUUUUUUAUAAAUUUUGAUAAAACUGACAUAAUACAGUUCUACUUAGCCAGUAUCUAGCUAUCCAGUAACAAAGAAUCUUUUAUAUUGCUAAAAGGUGUUCUACUAACUUUAAGGCUAGUUUUCUCAAAACUUGAUUUUUGCAUUCUGCCGUUACUCUGCAGACUUUAUCUUUUGAUUAGAUUAAGGUAUCAUGCUGAAUUUUUGACACAAUGUGUAUUUUUUGAAGCUUUAUGACAUGACUGUUUUGAAUUACUUCUUUACUACUGCUGAAAUGAGAUAUUUUGUAAAAACAGUUUUUUUUAAGGUAUCAACCCCCGUCUUUGAAAUUGUUAAAUUUUAAUAGUCAUUUCACAAAGAGUUGACAAAGUAACAUUUUCCAUUUUAUUUGGGAAUAAUAUCUUUUGUGGUUCUUGAGAUAUAUUCUGCAGACCUGUUUUAACAUAUUUUUGUCCUGACAUUACCCCCGUCUAAAUAACAAAUCUUUUCAAAAAAUAGAGACAUAUUUAUAUUUUACAAUCUUUGAUCUACAUACCUAGAAAAUUUCGACUUCAUAUCUUAAACGGUUCACACAUAACAUUGUUUUAAAGUAGAACGACAUAGUUUUUAUAGUGACAGUAGCCGGCCACCUUAAAAU
Messenger RNA from Rhopilema esculentum, 6215 nucleotides. NCBI's taxonomy places the organism in Eukaryota, Metazoa, Cnidaria, Scyphozoa, Rhizostomeae, Rhizostomatidae. The record is from RefSeq and is a predicted model, not a curated record.